GAGCACCUGAACACACCAUGAGAUCAGCCCGUGAAUGAUCCUCUGCGCUCCAUCCCUCCAUCCCUCGUUGAGGAUGAAGGUGCAGAACAUCAGGACCGUCUCUCUCAUCCUCUCCAUCGUCUUCUACCUGCUCAUAGGAGCCGCCGUGUUCGACGCGCUGGAGUCGGAAAGUGAGAGCUCCAGAAAGAAGGCGCUGGAGCAGAGGCUGAACGAGCUGAAGAAGAAGUACGGCUUCAGCGAGGGUGAUUACCGGGAAAUAGAGAGAGUUAUCCUGCAGUCGGAGCCGCACCGAGCCGGGAGGCAGUGGAAGUUCGCCGGGUCUUUCUAUUUCGCCAUCACCGUGAUAACCACGAUUGGUUAUGGCCACGCUGUUCCACGCACUGAUGCUGGCAAGGCCUUCUGUAUGUUUUAUGCAGUCGUGGGCAUCCCUCUGACACUGGUCAUGUUCCAGAGCCUGGGCGAGAGGAUCAACACUCUGGUCCGAUAUCUCCUGCAUAGAGCCAAGCAGGGCCUGGGCUUCCAGGAGACGGAGGUGUCCAUGGGGAACAUGGUCCUCGUGGGUCUGCUGUCCUGCGCGAGCACCCUGUGUAUUGGAGCUGCAGCCUUCUCCCAUUUCGAGGACUGGACCUUCUUCAACGCCUGCUACUACUGCUUCAUCACUCUCACCACCAUCGGCUUUGGGGAUUUUGUAGCCCUGCAGAAGAAAGAUGCCCUCCAGAAGCGGCCCCCCUACGUGGCCUUUAGCUUCAUGUACAUUUUAGUCGGGCUGACAGUCGUUGGAGCUUUUCUCAACCUGGUGGUGUUGAGGUUUAUUGCUGUGAACUCAGAUCAGCCCGAGGCGGGGCCAGAAGAGCAAGGAUCGCAGCCUAAAGACACGCAGGAGGACGGGGAGGCGCUGGAUUCAGGAGCAGAAAGUCCUGAGGCUGGACGUAAAGACAGCGAAGACGGACACAGCAGCCGGUGUAACCUUUCUCUUCCUAUGGAGGGCGGCACCAGCUUCACCAGCCUCCUCCCUUCUCCUGCAGAGGAGCACAGUCUGAUCACAUCUGAGCACUGUGAGCUGCCUGAACCCAGCAGAGUCAGUGCCUUGCUCUGCUGCAUGUGCUGCGGCCUGGACGUUUACGACAGCUCCCUGGAGUCUCAACAUGACCCAACAAGCGGCCACAGCAACCCGGUGUUUUACAACUCCAUCUCCUACAGGGUGGACCAGGCCUCCUGCAGCUCCUGCACAGCGUCCUCACCGGCCACCCCCAGCAGUGUGACUCUCUGUCUGGGCAAGAACAUCCAUCACACCAGGCGGAAGUCAUUCUGAUGCUGUAAUUUUGUUUGUUUGGGACUCUUUUUUUUUUUUUGGCAGCACAUUGCCUCACAGUUUCCUAUAUGUAGCACUACAAUAACUAGUACUAUCAGGUAAAAUGUAGCAUAUUUUAACAUUCAUAUACAGUUUAUAAUGUAUUUUUUUACAUUGAAGAUUACUGCUCAACUAAAAAUAUUGAAAGAACUAAUUAAAUCCACUUUACUGCUCCAAAAGUUAGUGUGUGAUCAGCCAGCAGCAAAUGUCACAUGUGCCUGAGAAAGGAGGAGAUGUCUGCAAGAAUAUUUUAGCUGUCAGACUUUCUGCAGCGUUGUCACCUGUGACCUUCAGUUAUUUCCAGUCAGUAAUCAUCGCUGUUUUCUACUAGGAACGUUCACUCUGUCGCUCUGGCUGGUUCCCUAGGUAACGUUUUCAUCUUCGUUGCUCGGUGUUGCGGAAACUGGAGACAGACACGUACAGUACAGCGAGCGGUGAUUGUCUGAAGGCAGCAUCCAGUCAAAACCGUGAUUUACUCACUGCGUCAUCUGUGAUAAAUGAGUGUGUCAACAGACAAUGGAAAAUGAGCAACGGCACUAAAAUGGUGGCAAAUUAGAAAUGUCCCCAAAUGAGUUUUUAAUUGCCCUCUGAGAUGUGUGGUUGAAUCACACAUUGCAAAUUAGGCCUCUAAAUACAAACCACUGAGACAGAGGAAAAAUGUCUUUAAUGCCAUUUUUUACACAUCUGGAAUAAAAAAAAGUUUUGUUUGUUUGAUGUAAAGCUACUAAGGCCUUAAGUUACCAUAAGUGACCACUGAUUUUUAUACAUAAAGUUCAUCUUUUCAUCUUGAAUAAUAGUCGUCUGCCUGAGAAAACCGUUAUUUAAUGUUGUCUGUUACUUAGAAGAGGCUUUCCACAGUCUAAAAUGUAACCCUGUGAUGCAAACUGGAGGCUGGAAAAGAUGAGCAUCUACCAGGAAGUGAGGGUUAAACAAAAUGAUGGUGCUGAUUCAUUGUUAGUAGCAGAAUGUAAAUAUUAACAUUUAUUCAAAUACUGUGCAAGCACAAGUUUGAGGUACUUGAGCUUGAUUUGAGUUUAUCUUCUACUUCUCUAAAUUCUGAAAACAAAGAGUGUUCUAUUUACCACAAUACAUUUUUUAAAAAUUAAU
Molecule: messenger RNA, 2458 nt
Organism: Amphiprion ocellaris (clown anemonefish)
Lineage: Eukaryota; Metazoa; Chordata; Actinopteri; Pomacentridae
Product: potassium channel subfamily K member 15-like
Exons: 2
Coding region: 35-1312 (425 amino acids)
Biological process (GO): potassium ion transmembrane transport; stabilization of membrane potential
Cellular component (GO): membrane
Molecular function (GO): potassium ion leak channel activity
Source: RefSeq, a predicted model, not a curated record